AUGUUUAACCACAUUUACGGCUCACCUUUUCCUACGAUUAAUCCUCGAGUCAGGUACAAGACUGCGCUUGAGAGAGCUGGUUUUGAUGUUAAUUACGAUGGCAAUAAAUUUGACAAACCGCCUUCAAUCAGAGGAUUGGGACGUAGAAACGUGUCAACAGGAAACUUAAAUGAACCGUUAGAACCACCAAAAAGAUCUCCAUCUAGAGUCAAUUCAUUACCUGAAAACAGAGCAGAACAAUCACAACCACAACCACAACCACCACCACAACUUAUUGUCCCCCCAUCGCCCGCCAAAACAACAAACGAUGUUCCUGGUAGCCCCACUCAACAACAGCGUCCGAGACCACCACCUCCUACACAACCACAACAGGCCCCGGCCAGCUCGCCUGCACCAAAUCCAGUAGAACUACCAUUGUCAGCAUCGGCAAAGUCACAGGUGCCAGCCUCACAGGCGGAUUCACAAGCGGACACGCAAGCCGCACCGGGGAACCCUUCUCAAGGCGACCCUAUAGAAAAAUCGUUUAUGCUAUUAACUCGAAGCGAUACAGCCAGUACCAUUGAUCAAUCUGCUAAUACUUCAAGAUUUAGUUCCCAAGAAUUUCCCCGUGAUACUGAUUCAUCACGAGUUUCUGAACGAAGUAGUAAACCAUCGAGUAAGGAAUUUGCACCAUUUGUAGACGCUCCAAGCAAUGUACCAGACCCGGAUCCAGUACCAUCAGAUACUGACGACCGUGAUGAUGAUAGUGUUAACAUUGAACCUGAACCUGAACUACAAGUUAGUCUAGAAAGUGGGAAUAAAAGGGCAACCGCAACCACAGGUGAAAUUGAUGAAGAAGAAGAAAUUUCACCAUUAAAUGUAACGAGCCCACCAAGACACAUUAAUAAACCUUCGCACUACAGUCAUCAUCUAUCGCAAAAUCCCGAGCUAAAUGCAGCUAAUGCUCAAGUGGAAAAAUUAAUUGCACAAUUGGACGACGUUUCCUUAUCAAAGACUGCACAAUUGACCAAUAUGUCCAAGGAACCGUCUCUACCGCGAUUGCAAACCGACGUCGGCAAUAGCAAAUUUAAAAAUUCAAGCGCUUAUCUGUCAGGAUUUCAACCGCCAUACAUCUCUCCCCCCAUUGAACAAUCUAUCAUGCAGGAUGACGUGCCAAGCGAAAUUGGUUCUCCGAUGACUGCAGAUACACCAAUGUUCUACAAUUUCCAAAAGACAGUACAACACGAAUUUACUCCACAGGUGGAGGAUUCACCACAGAUAGAACCAUCGAAACUCAUGCAAGUACCACCUUCAAAAUCACAAGAGCGUGUCGUAGAUCCGACACCAAAUCUAGAAUUCAAGUACCCGCCAGGUACAGGACCCUGCAGAAAAUGCGGCAUCGAACCGACGGGCAAACGUAUGUAUUCUAAAAAGGAUGACGAACUCUCAGGACAAUGGCAUAGAGACUGUUUCCGUUGUCUAACGUGUAACAUUCGCUUCAACAAAAGCAUACCAUGCUACAUUCUAGAUGACAAGCCAUACUGCAGGCGGCAUUACCACGAGGAAAAUUCAAGUAUUUGCCAAACUUGCAGAGAAUUCAUUGAAGGUGAAUGCGUUGAAAACGACCGCAUGGAAAGGUUCCAUAUCGACUGUUUGGUUUGCUUUUUAUGCAGAGAACCAAUUACAAAUGACUAUCUCAUCUUCAAUGAAGAACUACCGCUUUGUAGCAAUCACGAUAUGGAAUCUCUUCCGACCGAACUGCUAGAGACUGAUCCUUCCGCUAUAUCCAAGAGAAGAACAAUGCUAGUUAAUUUUUCAAAGGAAUAG
This is a messenger RNA of Zygosaccharomyces rouxii, 1806 nucleotides long. It is a transcript of the gene PXL1, whose product is annotated as Pxl1p. Bases 1 to 1806 code for a protein of 601 amino acids. The transcript has a single exon. The record is from RefSeq and is a predicted model, not a curated record. NCBI's taxonomy places the organism in Eukaryota, Fungi, Ascomycota, Saccharomycetes, Saccharomycetales, Saccharomycetaceae.